Lepus europaeus (European hare) is the source of this 951-nucleotide messenger RNA. Its product is annotated as olfactory receptor 3A2-like. The transcript has a single exon. Gene Ontology annotation, cellular component: membrane. The record is from RefSeq and is a predicted model, not a curated record. Gene Ontology annotation, molecular function: G protein-coupled receptor activity; olfactory receptor activity. Gene Ontology annotation, biological process: G protein-coupled receptor signaling pathway. Bases 13 to 951 code for a protein of 312 amino acids. Lineage: Eukaryota; Metazoa; Chordata; Mammalia; Lagomorpha; Leporidae.
UUACGGGAACUCAUGGGUCUGGAAACUGGGACCAAUGGCACAGCUCUUACAGAGUUCAUUCUACUGGGCCUGGUGGAAACUGGAAAGCUAGAGUCUGUGCUAUUUGUCUUCUUCCUCUUUGCCUACCUGGUCACAGUCGGGGGCAACCUCAGCAUCCUGGCUGCCAUCUUGAUGGAACCCAAACUCCACUCCCCCAUGUACUUCUUCCUGGGGAACCUGUCAGUGCUGGAUGUUGGGUGCAUCACAGUCACCGUCCCGCCAAUGCUGGGCCGCCUUGUGUCCCACAAGCGUACAAUUUCCUACCAUGCCUGCCUCUCCCAGCUCUUCUUCUUCCACUUUUUAGCUGGUGUGGACUGCUUCCUGUUGACAGCCAUGGCAUAUGACCGGUUCCUGGCCAUCUGCCAGCCCCUCACCUACAGCACCCGCAUGAGCCAGACAGUCCAGAGGACGUUGGCGGCUGUGUCCUGGGCUUGUGCCUUCUCCAAUGCACUUACCCACACUGUGGCCCUAAGCACCCUCAACUUCUGUGGUCCCAAAGAGGUCAACCACUUCUACUGUGACCUCCCACAGCUCUUCCAGCUCUCCUGCUCCAGCACCCAACUCAACGAGCUGCUGCUCUUUAGUAUGUGUAUCCUCAUGGCAGGCGUACCCGUGGUUCUCAUCCUCACCUCCUACCUCCACGUGGCAGUUGCAGUCCUACAAAUCCGCUCUGCUGAGGGCAGGAAAAAAGCCUUCUCCACGUGUGGCUCCCACCUCACUGUGGUUUGCCUCUUCUACGGGACAGGUAUCUUCAACUACACCCGCUUUGGUUCAGAGGAGGCUUCAGAUAAGGAUAAAGGGGUUGGGAUUUUCAACACUGUCAUCAACCCCAUGCUGAACCCACUGAUCUACAGCCUCAGAAACUCUGAUGUUCAGGCCACUCUAAGGAGGGUAUUUGUGUCGAGGCAGUGA